CAUGUCCUCCUGCCGUAACCCCCCCCCCCCUAAAAAAAAACAACACCGGUGCGUGCGCGGACUUUGACGUCGCAUCUGGUGCUUAAAUUAAUCGCAGACUGCGGCCCCGUUCGCCGCGCGACUAGCGCCCAAAUCCCAUCAAAGAGUCCAAACAGGUGCCGCGGGACGCUUAUCCGGACGCGCGGCACCGCACCGCACCGCACCGCACGCACCGCGGCGCGGACUCCUCUGUUUCUGCGAGAUGGACCGCGACUUGGGCGUCGUUCCCACACGGUGUCCGUGCGCAAGGGCUCUUCCCUCGGUUGGAUUCUGCCGCUAAACGGUGCGGCGUAUCGGGUCAUGUUCUCCGCGCUCAACACGUUGUCCGAGAGGAAGCCCGAGCGGGUCACUGGUUCACUCCAUCCGUAAUUUGGGAUGACGCCUCUCGGUCCCACCUGCUCCGUCUCCUCCCUGUUACCUCACCUUCACGUGCCUCACCAGCGGGGUGAGCGCUGCUGAGCUCUCGCCGCGACCCUCCCUUCCCCGGCUGACGAAGGCGAUGCGGCGGUUCGUCUACUGUAAGGUGGUGCUGACCACCUCUUUGGUGUGGGUGCUGGUGGAUGUGUUCCUGCUGCUCUACUUCAGCGAGUGCAACAAAUGUGACGACAGGAAAGACCGCUCGCUGCUCCCGGCCCUGCGCGCGGUGAUAUCGCGGAGCCAUGAAGGUCCGGGGGAGAUGGGCAAGGCCGUAAACAUCCCCAAGGACAGCCAGGAGAAAAUGAAGGAGCUAUUUAAGAUCAACCAGUUCAAUCUGAUGGCCAGCGACAUGAUCGCCCUCAACAGGAGUCUGCCGGACGUGAGGCUGGAUGGCUGUAAGACUAAGCUGUACCCGGAUGAGCUGCCAAACACCAGCAUCGUCAUCGUGUUUCACAACGAGGCGUGGAGCACCUUGCUGCGGACGGUUCACAGCGUCAUCCAGCGCUCGCCCAGACAGUUGCUGGUGGAGAUCGUCCUCGUCGACGAUGCCAGCGAGCGAGACUUCCUGAAGAGGAAGCUGGAGAACUAUGUGCGGACCCUGGAGCUGCCAGUGAGGAUCCUGAGGAUGGAGCAGCGCUCGGGUCUAAUCAGAGCCAGGUUGAGGGGGGCCGCCGCCACCAAAGGGCAGGUCAUCACCUUCCUGGACGCUCACUGCGAGUGCACCGUCGGCUGGCUGGAGCCCCUGCUCGCGCGCAUCAAAGAGGACAGGUCAGCGGUGGUGUGCCCCAUCAUCGAUGUCAUCAGCGACGAGACGUUCGAGUACAUGGCCGGCUCCGACAUGACCUACGGGGGAUUCAACUGGAAGCUGAAUUUCCGCUGGUACCCAGUUCCCCAGCGCGAGAUGGACCGACGCAAGGGGGACCGGACUCUGCCCGUCAAGACUCCGACCAUGGCAGGAGGAUUAUUCUCCAUAGACAAAUCAUACUUUGAAGAAAUCGGCAGCUACGAUCCGGGGAUGGAUAUUUGGGGUGGAGAGAACCUGGAAAUGUCCUUUCGAAUUUGGCAGUGCGGCGGCUCCUUGGAAAUAGUAACAUGUUCCCACGUGGGCCACGUCUUCCGGAAGGCUACCCCGUACAGCUUCCCCGGAGGAACCGGCCAAGUCAUCAACAAAAACAACAGGCGCCUGGCCGAAGUCUGGAUGGAUGAUUUCAAAGACUUCUUCUAUAUCAUAUCACCAGGUGUGAUGCGCGUGGACUACGGAGACGUUUCUUCCCGUAAAGACCUCCGCGGGGCCUUGAAGUGCAAGCCGUUUGCCUGGUAUCUAGAAAACAUCUAUCCGGACUCCCAGAUCCCAAGAAGAUACUACUCACUUGGUGAAAUCAGAAAUGUUGAGACCAACCAGUGUGUGGACAACAUGGGAAGAAAGGAGAACGAGAAAGUUGGCUUUUUCAACUGUCACGGCAUGGGAGGAAACCAGGUGUUUUCUUACACGGCGGAUAAAGAAAUCAGGACAGACGACCUCUGUCUGGACGUCUCCCGCCUCAACGGACCCGUCAUCAUGCUCAAGUGUCACCACAUGAAGGGGAAUCAGAUGUUCGAGUAUGACGCCGAGCGCCUUACCCUGCUGCACGUGAACAGCAACCCGUGUUUGGCACCUGCCGACUCGGAGGACCACAUCGACCCCGCCCUGAGCGACUGCAACCGCAGCCGCGCUCAGCAGUGGCUGCUCCGCAACAUGACCCUGAGCGUCUGACCCCCCCUCACAGGUCUCCCCCCACUGCUCUGUCCUCACCCUGACCCGUCUCGGCUCUGCUCACCCCUCGCCGCACGCAUGCACGCCUCUCUUUCCCGUAACAGCCAAAACACAAAGGCCCAGGCGGCAGCAGCGGCGGCGGCAGCAGCGGCGGCGGCAGCAGCGGCGGCGGCAGCAGUGGUGGCGGCGGCGGCGGCGGCGGCAGCGGCGGCUUUUCUUCCCUCGCGGAUGCGAUUCCCUGCUCCAGCUGGCCUCUGGGUUUUCAGAGAAGCUGCAGCAGCUGCUGCUCAGGGGACACGAUGAGCUUCGGGGCGGGGGGGGGGCUUUCGGGGAGCUUGGUCCGGGCAGGGGGUGAACAAUGCGGUGAGGUCUGUGCAUGGGGGACAUUCAUGCCGUUGGUUCCACUGCGCUGCCCCGACCGCCGCUAAGCUGCUUGUCAAACGAUUAAACAGAAAUGCAUCUUUAACGCGGAUAUGGCCGGGCAUGCACACCUCAGCGAUGGUCUUCCUCGUGAUGUUGUCUGCUAUCGGUACGAUCUCAAAACGAGACGGCUCAUCCUCUCUCCAUAUCAUUGUCUGUUGCCUUCACACGACAUGAGGCGGUGUUGUCAAUGGAGCCCGACUAACGCUGGAUUUUGUGAUAACCGUACUGUGUGUCAACUGAUAUUUGGUUUCAAAGUCCAGCUGAAAUGUAACGCCCUCAAAUUUUGGUGCAAGAAACUGUAAUCUACAAGGCUAUUUCGAGGCAUUCUGUAUAUUUUUCCAUUUUUUUAAAAAGAGGAUUUAACACUGAGCUGGAAAUAUUCGUAGAAGCUUGGAGCCUCCGGGUGGGAGUCUUCCACAGAAGGUCUGGAGGCGGUGAGGGGCUGUCAGUGUCCGUGAUGUGCUGCUUACUUACAAGCUCACAUAAUGUUUACUAUCAACCUGUUUUAAGCCAUCUGCAGGACCCAUUUUUAGGUGUUACAUACCAAAUGAAACACAAAUAAUGAAUCUAUGUUAAAAACUGAAUCCUUAAUAACUUAAUUAAUACAUGCUUUAUCAGGUGUCCUUAUCAGUGUUCUGUUGUUCUGCCACUUCAACGACACACAAUUGAACCAUGAAUGAAUGAAUAUCUGAAUCCAUGUGUGUCCAAUGCUACAUAUCUCGAGAACCGUCCUUCCGGUCUACUUGCAACUUGCCGGGUGUAUUGCUGCACCAACGGGCGUGCAGUGUUGACGUUGGUACAAUUUGGACAGGCGACAAAAUCAACAUUGAUAAACUGAAUAAACAAGUGAUUUUACAGACCUGCAGCUCAUUGAUUGCGGUUCUUUUCUGCAACGAGCGUUCUUGAAAACGCUGCAAACAGCACAAGACCAAGCGAUCGUCCUGCUCUUAACAGCCAAAAAAUGUAUUGGUUGGGCUCUAGUUGUUGAGGUGAAUUUCUUAAAUGAUAUUUAAAAUAUUAACCUGACGAUUUCAAACCAUCGUCUGAAUGACAUCAGAACAGUGCAGCUAUAAAAUCCUCCCAGAUUAGUGCAGGUGAAAGAAGCAAGUGAUCAAGCCUUUUCUAUGAUUAGAUAAAGUUUUAAAUGCAUGUAAGAGUUUUCCCAAAGUGAUAACUGUGUUGUGGAAUACUCAAACUGGGCUGUGUUAUCAUUGCUGAUUCCUGCAAACGAAACGACAAUAUCUUAGAACAGAAUAGUUAAGUGUGCCUUUAGAAAGUUGGUUUGUAUUUGAUUCAUUGGUUUAUAGAAAAUGUUUGAUUUAUUUUGAUGUUAAUAAAUAAUAAUAAUGCAUUUUUCAUCUUGAGUAAAAAACUGAAACUGCAUUUGAUAUUCAAUAAUUGUCAUAUCAUGUACAAGUCAUUGUCAUACUAAUGCUUGAUCAAACAUUUAGUUACGUUGAAGUCAUUCUAUAUCAGCACAUCGUCCAUCACACAUGCAAAAUGUGACUUUUCCCUAAAUUAUUGAUCAGUCAACCACUGUUAUUGUACAUAAUGCUGUUAACAAGUUUCUAUCACCAUUGUUGUUGUUGUACAUACAGAACCAAUUAUUUUUCUAAGAUGCUGUAUAACCCAAACAGUCCUGAACGAGACACUGAGUGCUAAAAAGAUCACAAGGUGAUGUAUUAGUUUAUUUGGAAUCGUGGUAAUAAAAACCAGUGCUUACCUUGGA
Messenger RNA from Gasterosteus aculeatus aculeatus (three-spined stickleback), 4361 nucleotides. It is a transcript of the gene galnt13, whose product is annotated as polypeptide N-acetylgalactosaminyltransferase 13. The record is from RefSeq and is a predicted model, not a curated record. Gene Ontology annotation, cellular component: Golgi apparatus. Gene Ontology annotation, biological process: protein O-linked glycosylation. Lineage: Eukaryota; Metazoa; Chordata; Actinopteri; Perciformes; Gasterosteidae. Gene Ontology annotation, molecular function: polypeptide N-acetylgalactosaminyltransferase activity.